Messenger RNA from Panicum virgatum (switchgrass), 402 nucleotides. Its product is annotated as pathogenesis-related protein 1B-like. The coding region runs from base 1 to 402 and encodes 133 amino acids. The record is from RefSeq and is a predicted model, not a curated record. NCBI's taxonomy places the organism in Eukaryota, Viridiplantae, Streptophyta, Magnoliopsida, Poales, Poaceae. The transcript has a single exon.
AUGGUCGCGCAGUUCUUGUCCGCGAUCAACGCCGCGCGCGCCGACGCCGCGGUGCUGCCGCUGUCGUGGAACACGACGGUGGCGCAGCGCGCCAAACUGUCAGUGAGCUGGCUCCGUGCCUCGGCGGGCUGCGACCUGAGCAAGAAGGGCGGGUACCCGUCAGGCUUCCAUGAGGCCAUGACCUUCUUCCGAGGCCCCAACGGCCACCCCACGCCCGCGGACGCGGUGGCGACAUGGGUGUCCGAACGCCAGUGGUAUGACCGGGGUGCCGACGCGUGCGCACCCGGCCAGGAGUGCGGGAGCUACAAGCUGGUGGUGGCCCCGGAGUGGCGGCAGCUCGGGUGCGCACUGGUGGCCUGCCCGUCCGGUGGCGCGGUGGCAGCGUGCGGGUACACACCGUGA